CUCCUCCUGCCAGGCGCGCGCUCGCUCAUUUGGCUCGGAGCCGGCCAGCUGAGAGGUUGUGUCUUUCUGUAUCAGUCAGAAGGAAGGAAACUGAAUGUAAGAAAGGGAAAAGGGAGUGAUGCCGGGUUUGCGAAGAAGGAGGAAGAGGGAAGAAGAAGUUCACACCGUGUGAGAAGGGAAAUAAACCAGGCUCUGCCCGCAAAAGAAAGACUCCAUGAGGAGCAGUGCCAGGGCCUCGCAGCCUCGGUAGCAGCGGCGAAAUGUGGCUGAGCGGCCGGUGGGCGCUGCUGAGGAUGGGCCACUCCUUCUUCGCCUCGGCCCCGCGCCUCCAUCCCCGCAGGAGUCGGAGUAGCAGCUGCUGCUGCUGCCUGGGCAAAAGACUGUGGCCUCAGCCUUUGGCGGCUUCUCCUCCUUCUUCGUGGGGCUGCUGCUUCUCCUCCUCCUCCUUCCCUGGGCGGCGGUGGCUGGGCACUCACCCCAAGAAGGAGCCCAUGGAGGCGCUGAACACGGCGCAAGGGGCGCGGGAUUUCAUCUACAGCCUCCACUCCACCGAGAGGAGCUGCCUCCUGAGGGAGCUGCACCGCUUCGAGUCCAUCGCCAUCGCCCAAGAGAAACUGGAGGUUGCACCACCAUCUACUGGACAGCUGAAGCACGUGUUCUUCCACAAUGCAGUACCUUUUGUAGGAUUUGGAUUUUUUGAUAAUGCAAUUAUGAUUGCUGCGGGCACGCAAAUAGAACUGUCGAUAGGGAUUGUGCUUGGAAUUUCGACUAUGGCAGCUGCUGCCCUAGGCAAUCUUGUGUCGGACUUAGCUGGAUUGGGGCUUGCAGGUUAUAUUGAAGCAAUGGCCUCUAGAUUGGGGCUCUCCAUUCCUGAUUUAACACCCAAACAAGCUGACAUGUGGCAAACACGUCUUAGUGCACACUUGGGUAAGGCUAUUGGAGUGACCAUUGGCUGCCUUUUAGGAAUGUUUCCAUUGUUCUUCUUUGGCGAUGAAGAAGAAAAAAAACUGGAAGGAAAAAAAUAACCUUUUUACAAAGCUCUCUAUAUAAACUAAUGUACCUCAGUUAUACAACUAUGCUGUCAAAAUAUUUAGGAUUUAGCAGACAGUAAACAAUGUAUAGAAUGGGGAACAAAACAGCAUGCCCUUUUAUGGAAACACUAACUUAUUGUGGCUUUGUCUUAGUACAUCUUUUUAUAAGGGGGUUUCAUUUUUAAAAUGUAAAUUGUUGUGUGUGUUUCCCUUACACUGGCAGUUGACUUUUGCCAUCUCUUUGCCCCCCACCCCUCCCAGCCCCAGUUCUCUCUAUUAGGAUUAUUACUUUAAUUGCCUGCCAUCAGUGUCCUGUAUGGGUUUUGGGUUUGCAUAUUUAAUUAGCAUUUGGAAAUGCAUGACACAAGUUGCCCAUGGUGCUCGCUCAUUAGACCUUCCAUUCCAGACUUCUUAUGUAGCUCGGCGACAGAUGACUUUAGGAGUGCCUUGACUCUUUUGCUGCAUUUAUUGGUCCUGAACUCUGGUUUCAAAUUGUGUGCUCGAAACACAAAAGUAUUGUUUGAAAUAGUAUCUGGAUAUUUUCUGAUGGAUGAUGCAAUUAUAGAGACUGUGUGAAGCCACUUACACAUUUUUUUCAGACUUUGUUAUGCUGUCUCCAUCCCAUAAUUGCAUAAAUGCAAUGGGUGAGAACUCCAGAGACCUAAAAAUUGGCAUCGAAAUAGUUUGCAUGCAACACAAUUAGUGUAUGAUUUGGAAAUGAUGAAUUGUUCAACAGUUAGAAUCAGAAAGCUGUAGAAAACGUUUAUCUGGGGAUUCAUAACAGUCUCUGUACAUGGAUUUCUAAUGCUUUACACUGUCUACACCCAAUUAUGUGUGCAGUAUUUUUUGAAAAUUAGACUUAGUUGGCAUGCUUGUGCUGCCAUCUUUAUUUGAUUCUCAAAAAACAGAAACAAAUGUUCCUCUAUCUUCUUGGAUUUGAAGCAUUGGGGACGACGACCCAUCAAAGCUAAGAUUUUUGAAGACAGUGUUGGUUUAUGUAGUACUGCUUCUACUUGUUGACUGCAGGUGAAUUAAAAGCAGUAUAUAAUGCAAUGUGACAUACAGAGAGUAAGACUUAGAUGAGAGUGAAGGAAAGUGCAAGAUAAAAUAAAACCAAGACAUAAUUGUUUCCAAAACAUGUUGUUCAGUGUGAAACAAAUUUCAAUGUGCCACCUUUGAACCUUUUUUGCUUUAGGAAUUGAGAAGUAGUAAUGUUAGUAUCCUUGUCUCUUUGAAUACUAACUGGGGAGGGAUGCUGGUUUGGAUUGGUCUCAGAGAGCUUUUGUUUUGGUCUGGGUAAGUAGAUCUUACAUGAAGAAUGUAACCUACAAAAAUAAACUUGUUUACUUUUUGUUUAUUAGAAAGACAUAA
Molecule: messenger RNA, 2402 nt
Organism: Anolis sagrei ordinatus
Lineage: Eukaryota; Metazoa; Chordata; Lepidosauria; Squamata; Anolidae
Gene: TMEM65
Product: transmembrane protein 65
Biological process (GO): regulation of cardiac conduction; cardiac ventricle development
Cellular component (GO): mitochondrion
Source: RefSeq, a predicted model, not a curated record